GGGCCUCCGGCGCGGCGGCUGCGGCCUCGUCCCCGCGACGCGAGCGCUCGCCUCGCCUCGCCCGCACCAGACUCCUCCCGCCCGUCCCGGGCCGAGCGCCGGCGCCAUGUCAGCCUACGCCCGGAGCUGCAACCCUUUCGACGAGGACGCGGAGGGCGAGGACGCCCGGCCGGCGCCGUGGUCGAACAGCCGCGACCUCGCGGACGGGCCCGGCGCGCCCGCCGACCGGCAGCAGGCCCUGCGGCAGGAGGUGCUGCGCCGCGCGGAGGCCACGGCAGCCAGCACCGGCAGGUCGCUGUCGCUCCUGUACGAGUCCGAGAGGGUCGGGGUCGCCUCCGCCGAGGAGCUCGUGCGCCAGCGAGGGGCCUUGGAGCGCACGGAGAAGAUGGUGGACAAGAUGGAGCAGGACCUGAAGACCAGCCAGAAGCACAUCAGCUCCAUCAAGAGUGUGUUCGGGGGGCUCGUCAAUUACUUCAGGUCCAAACCCGCUGAGACCCCGCCUGCGCAGAACGGCACGCUCACCCCCCAGCCCAGUGGCAGGUUGAAGGAGGCCAUCAGCUCCAGUAAAGAGCAGGAGGCAGGGUACCAGGCCAGCCACCCGAACCUCCGGAAGCUCCGGGACUCAGACUCCGUCCCUGGAGGGGCCAGUUCAGCUGUGAGCUCCGAGGCCUACCCGCAGAACCCGCACCUUCGCGCCUGUCACCAGAGGAUCGACAGCAACCUCGAUGAGCUGUCCGUGGGCCUGGGCCGGCUGAAGGACAUCGCGCUGGGGAUACAGACAGAGAUUGACGAGCAGGACGACAUCCUCGACCGCCUCACAACCAAGGUGGACAAGCUAGACGCCAGCAUCACCAGCACCGAGAGGAAGGUGCGGCAGCUCUGAGGCGGAGGCGGACUCCGGCCCACCUCGGCGAAGAGGCUUCAAAGGGCUUCUUUUAAACUCUGAGAACCUUCACUUACUACUUCAAAAUGUGGUUUAACAUGUGUUUCCAGAUGUAACAGAGUGGGUCUCGCGAGAUUUUGUUUAGAGGACGCGGGCCCCCCUCCCCUCAGGACCCUGACCGGACAGCUGUGGGCCGGGCGGCAGUCAGGCCGGCCAGCGUCUCCAUGUGCCGUGUGGCCCCCAGGCCGCCCGCAGCAGAGCGCCGAGGGCCGCGAAACCCCAGUUUGCAGCGCUCCCCCCGCCAUGAGCCCAUCGUGAUCCUCUGAGCCCCAGGAGAGGCCAGCAGCAGGUUCUGAGUGGAGGGGGUGGGCGUCCUCGCUGUUGCGUGGACAGACACCACCUCCUCCCCUCCCGGCCCCUGAACUCAGCAGGCAUUUGAUUGCAGGAGGAGAAGGGGCUUCAGACCUGUCCUGCUCACUGUGACGCCUGGAAACACCCUGGGAGCAGGCGAGCCUGGGCUCAGGAACAGGUGCGACCCUGGCCCCAGGCUGCGUGGCCGGCCGGGUCCCGGAGCGCACACGGGCGUGCCUCACAGAGGUGCUCUGCCGAGCUCCGCCCUCGGGUCACCCGGACCGGGCCCCCACGCAGCAGCGCUCACUCGGUGCCGGGGGUCCCCGGCCCGUCCAGGGUGCCCACCCUCUCCCCGCGCUGCCGGCCACACGCCUUGACUCAUCUCUUGGCUGUCUGCCCCCCAGUUUUAGGACUGGAAUCUGCCCGUGGCAGACCAUGCCUGGAAGCAUUUGGCUUUUUAAAAGCCCAGAGGUUAUUCUAACCACCCUAGCGUGUUCUCGCUUCUCAUUUUAUUAAAGAAGAAUCAUUUAAAAGCACUAAUUAAAAUUGAUUUCUGAACUUAAAUGAUUUUCUGUUGGUACCUACAACAAAAUAAUUGAAGGCAGAAGGUCUCUUUAAACACAGGUUGCUUAACAUGCUUUGAAGACAGUGAAAGGGACUGAUUUUGAUGAGACAGUACAGGUCAGAAGCUUUAAAAUCACCAUGCUGUUCACCGUGAGACCUGGCCUGACACGGCGACCUCACCGCUCAGGCUCAGUUGCAGGCAAAGCCCCUUAAAGCACAGGACAGACCUGGAGGUCUGCAGUGAGGCCUCAGCACUGAUGGCAGCAGUUCCGACACAAAACUCCCACCCCUGACACUCGACCUUCCGGAAAACACCACUUCUGCAGGGACCACCUCUGCGGGCAGACACAGCUUUAUGUCACGCUGCAGCCGCCUCGUGAGGCUGACCCGUGUCACUGUAUCCCUGGGAACGUCCAGGGCGCGGUGGAAGGUGACCCGAUCCACAUCCGCCCUCCAGAUGUCGUGCUCAUUCUCCUGGUAGCUGGAAAAGGAAAAAUGUUAAACGUCCGCUCAGCCUGCACUGAACCCGUUCAGGGCUCGGAAGCGUGACUGCAGCACCCGGUGGCAGCCCUGGGUUUUCCUCCCUGACGCCUUCCCCCACCAGGAUUGGGGCAACCUCCCGCUCAUCGCUCUCAGGUGUGGGCCCUUGGAGGUGAGUCAGCGCACCUUGACCCAAGCUUCUGCGAUGGGUCAGUAAACACGCAAAGGCCACUGCCGAACACUUAGCCUGCCUCGCAUCACGGGGUUCGUGACUGCACUGACUCAAAGCAACGUAGCACCUGACUGUGUGAGGCUGCUCUCCUCCCAGCCCUGGCCUCUUACCCCAAGCUGUGGAGGGAAGGUUGGCCUCACUCUUCUGGAAGUGUCCGCCCCCACACACACACACAGGGUCCAUGUGUUUGGUUCUGCUCGUGUUCGAGUUGCUUGUUCUAAGGCCUGAGCCUCGCGCUGGGCGGGCAGCUACUCCCACGCCCACCAAGGGCCAGCCGGCAGAGCCGCUCACACUCCUGGAGGGCAAAGGAGGACCUGAGGGGUCUCCGGAAUCCAUAGGUGUCGGGACACGCAGUGACUGAGAAGUCACGUCUGCCCUCUGGACGCACGUGUCAGGAGACCCAGGGCUGCUGGGCCAGGGCCGGGGCCGUGGCCUUGCCACGAGGGGUCCGAAAGACAGACCUGGAUUUCCACGGUCCAUUUGGAAACACACCGUGCCUUCCGAAGAGCAGCUUUCCUGACUCAAGGCUGGCUCCACGUCACACGCGCUCCAGACUUAGAGGCAAGAGUCCCUCCCAGGGCGGCGUUCUGAUCCUGGGUGGGCUGUAGUGGCCUCUGGGCGUCUCUUCUGCGUCCUGUGGCCCAGGAGACCCGCACUUAGCGUGGACAGCAAGAGGGGAAGCCUGCCUUCAUCUCACCACCUCUAAGUUCUCUUUGUGAAUAACGUGAUUCUAAGCGUACACUACACCAGUUUAGUAGAAAUCUUACAGUUUGCCUCCGGGAGCCUUUGCAGAAUUGUUGACGUUACCGGUGCUUAACGCAUUUCCCGCUCUGAGGAGUGAAAUGUCUCGAGCACAAAUGACGAGCGAGCCAUUCAAAGCACACCCGAGUGGGACUCCUGCUCAGAGUCAGUGGCAGAGCAGCUCCCGUGCUUCAUGCCUUCAACGCAACGAACGACCA
This is a messenger RNA of Budorcas taxicolor (takin), 3469 nucleotides long. It is a transcript of the gene SNAP29, whose product is annotated as synaptosome associated protein 29. Lineage: Eukaryota; Metazoa; Chordata; Mammalia; Artiodactyla; Bovidae. Gene Ontology annotation, cellular component: plasma membrane; SNARE complex. Gene Ontology annotation, molecular function: syntaxin binding; SNAP receptor activity. The coding region runs from base 107 to 883 and encodes 258 amino acids. Gene Ontology annotation, biological process: exocytosis; synaptic vesicle fusion to presynaptic active zone membrane; synaptic vesicle priming. The record is from RefSeq and is a predicted model, not a curated record. The transcript has 5 exons.